Messenger RNA from Hyalella azteca, 3996 nucleotides. Its product is annotated as transient receptor potential channel pyrexia. Gene Ontology annotation, cellular component: membrane. NCBI's taxonomy places the organism in Eukaryota, Metazoa, Arthropoda, Malacostraca, Amphipoda, Hyalellidae. The transcript is spliced from 3 exons. The record is from RefSeq and is a predicted model, not a curated record. The coding region runs from base 142 to 3069 and encodes 975 amino acids. Gene Ontology annotation, biological process: monoatomic ion transport; transmembrane transport. Gene Ontology annotation, molecular function: protein binding; monoatomic ion channel activity.
UUUUGUUGAAGGUGGCCAGACUUGGACAAAGUACUAUCGUCGGUCAACAGUAAGCCAACAUCCCAUGCGUCGCAGAACGGACCAGUGAACCAACCCGAUCGGUCGACAGGAGCGAAGAAGGCAUCGACUGAGCCUCAAUCCAUGCGAAGAGUUUCAAAAUAUUCUCGUAAUCGUCGGCUUAGCAACGCCGCUAGUCGCAGGAGGACGCAAUGGUUGGCCGCGUCGUGCUCCUCAAUCUCGUCUGAAAGUUCGGAGCAUGAGGACUUGGCCUGCGAAAUGGGUCAUCAGGCGUGUUCAAGUGCGAGCAAUGGGAAAGAUCAUGCGAAGUUAACCAGAGAAAGGAGACUUCGAGCACUGAGAGACAAACUUUCAUCUAAAGGCCAGACUUUUGAAUCGCUCGAGUUGUUGUCGACGAACAAACGAAACGAACUAGCAAGUCUUCUUCGCACUCGUCGCUCGCGUGUGGUGCUUGAUGUUUGUCUAUUGUGGGCAUGCGUGUAUGAUGUUGAGCUCAUAUCUUAUUUUCUAAAACUUGGGGCUAACCCAGAUGCUGCUGACGCAGAAGGGUUCAGUGCGUUGCAUUUGGCAGCAGAAAACGGUGAUGCGCAAAGUAUCGUUAAGCUCGUCAAUGCUGGGGCUCAAGUGACCGGCCCAUCGAUAUGGGACAACAAGAAGGAAGUAACUCCUAUGAUGCUCGCCGCUAGAGUAGGUCGCAUUGAGACACUAAGGGAGUUGAUUAAUGCCGAUGCAGACGUCAACACGGGACUCAAUACAGGGAAGGAAGUUGCUUUACACUAUGCAGUGCGAGCGCGUAGCAUUGAGUGUGUUAAGCUCCUACUGGAAUCUUCGGCCGUACCGAACCCUUCGACUCUCUACAGUGAAACACCUCUUCACGUGGCCGUCGGUGAAGGCUACGAGGAAUUAGUGGCAGUAUUAUUAGAAGCUGGGGCUGACGUACGAGCAUCGCGUGGUAUUACCAAGAUGGCCGCCCUUCAUAUAGCUGCGCAAGAGGGAAAUGUACGGAUUGUGAAGCGCUUACUUGAUGCUGGCGCAGAUCCGAAACAAACGAACUCCCGAGGACAAACCCCGCUGCAUCUUGGUGCGCGAUCUCAAUCAGCCGAUACCGUGCAGGAGCUUUUGAGGCACAAAGCUGACCCUAACGCCAGAGAUCAGGACGGAAAAACACCGCUUCACGCCGGGAUUUUUAAGGGUUCCAGAUGCUACGAAUGUCUUGAACUGCUAAUACAAGCGAAUGCAGACCCGAACGCUGCAGAUUUUGCUGGUUACACUCCUCUUCACUUAGCAGCUUUGAACGAAUCUUCUUAUUGUGUUCAAAUGUUUCUUAAAAAGGGAGGCGAUGUAUCUGCUAAAACAAAAGGAGGGCUAUCAGCUCUCAACAUCAUCCUCAGGAAAACACCCACGGGCCUCUACCACCUGCAAGAAGUCCUCGAUGCAGCCAUAGACCACGACGACAGGGAUCCCCAUCGCGAUCCCGAAACUCAGACGCAGCUGGACUUCAGUGUGUUUCGAGGAGCCAAAGGACGGGAACCUGAGUGUCGGCUACUCACGUGCUUCAUGAACGAAGGCCAAAGGCUGCUACUUAAACACCCUCUAUGUGAGAGCUUUCUGCAGCUCAAAUGGCAGCGAGUGAGGAUGUUCUUCAUAAUUAACAUAAUAUUUUACACAAUUUUGACCUUGGCAAUCACAUUAUACACGUUGCAAUCUUUCACUUCACAGCCCAUGUGCCCGAGUUUGUCUCAUGAAGCAAGAGUAGAUCCUAUCCCCACUGCAUAUCCUACAACACAUCAACCCAAGGUAGAGGUCCCGAUGAACGCGCCGUCACAACAUCCAGCAGCGUCUUUGAAUUCAUCGAACUUGACGGCCACGCGCAUGCUGUUCAUAGUGAACUUCCGUGUUGGGCAGACAACCACGGAGGAAAUUGCCAAAUGCUUAAUGGUGGUAAAAGAGAUCCUCACGGUCGUCAUCUGGAUCAUGACGGCAGCACUGACAACAAAAGAGUUAGUCCAGCUUCUAGACUCGCCAAGAACUUACUUAUCAACUCUGGACAAUUUUCUUGUUUGGCCAAUCAUCAUAUUCACGUACAGCCUGACUAUUUCAGGAUAUUACGCGGAAACACGGAGCGACUGGGAGUACCACGCGGCUGCCUACUUGAUUCUCUUCACUUGGAUUGAGCUGCUACUGUUAAUAGGAAGGUUCCCUCUAUUCGGGCUGUACAUUCAGAUGUUUGCUCAAGGAACCAAAAAUUUGGGCAAGUUUCUGUUGGCUUACAUGUGUUUUAUCAACGCGUUUUCCCUUAGUUUUGGGGUGUUGUUCCACAAUCACGACCCCUUCAAAAAUAUUCUAUUGAGACUUCUACAAACCAUCGUGAUGAUGACGGGAGAGCUCGAGUACGAUGAACGCUUCUUCAAAAGUGAACAAAUCCUUUACCCCGGAACAGCCCACGUAAUUUUCGCUAUGUUCCUCAUAUUCGGAACUGUAAUUCUGAUGAACUUGCUCGUCGGCUUGGCGGUUUCAGACAUACAGGGUCUGCAACAGUCCGCAGGACUGGAUCGACUAGUUCGACAAACUCAACUCAUUGCGUCACUCGAGAACAUUUUCUUCAGCCGUUGGCUAUCGAUGGCUUUGCCAAGCGGAAUGCUCGUCAUGGUGAGAGAUCGAAUUCUGUUAUUACCUUCACAUUACGGAGGCGUGUUAUCGGUGUCUCCAAAAAACGUUAAUGGAUUCAAACUCUCCCAUGAUCUCCUUGAAUCUAUCCGUAGAGUUGCAACCUAUCGGAACCACAGGACUUGGCGGCGCACAGCUUUCGCAAAUUUUAGAUCCAUUAGCCAAGCAACGCAAUACGGCCAUGGAAGCCAAGAAAAAGACACAGCCAGAGGCAUCGAGGCUGUGCACUGCGGUCUCGAGCUUCUUAUCCGAGAGGCGGACGACAGCAAGAAGGAAUCACGGCUCAUCAAGGAAUCGCUGGCAACGGUGGUGGCUCAGCUUGAAAAGAUCCUCUCGAAGCGUAAAGAUCAAGAAACAGAUGUGCGACGGAGGGAAUCUUGCUGAUCAGUUGCAGCAAGUUUGAUGUUAUUUUGAGUUAGAAACAAGAGUACCAGUGCCAUGAACAAUGCGACUAGCAUCGAGACCAGAAGGUCGAGAUUAUCAACAAUUUUUCCAAAUCAAUACUCACCAAUAUGGGGCGGAAACACUCAAGUGGCCAAGCCGCUAAAGCCAGCAAAAAGGAGCAGCGUUGACAUCGCGACUUUCUCAUUCCUUCGUCACAAGACGCGAAGAAAUAAGAAGGGACGAGCGAACCGUAACAGCCACGAAGACGGCCGUGCGAACAGGUCGCUUACAUGGGACGUCGGCCUUCGCUCGAUUGCGACAAGAAAAUGCAAGGAAUCCUGCCUACGCAAUAACAACAAAUUAACCCCACAACUACAGCAUAGACAACAAAUUAACCCUAAAACUGAAGCCCUCAUUCAGAUACCUCAAAUUUUACAGCGGGGCGCCAUGUAAUCAAGGAACACGUAACCCUAUAGCACUUGUGAUUAAAUUAGGAAUGAUUUUUGGGUCGUAGUUAUGCUUUUAACAAUUACUGUAAAAACUUUCUUUGCGAACGUAAGUAAGAACGAGGCGCAUUAAAACAAACGAAAAUAAGAUUGACUGUAUUACAAAAAAAUAUAAACGUCUUGUCAGCUCCAUGGCCGACGGCAGAAAGGCACAGAAGCGAACAAAAGCUCGGUUCAUAAAACCGUGGUUUAAAGCCCUGAUGGAAAAAUUUUCUUAGGUUCGAGCACAUUUUUUUAGAAUUACCUAGUACAAUAUUAGGUUUCAUACAGAAUUUUAUUCAGAUGUAACAGUGUCUUAAAUAAUAUUGGAAAAUAAAAAGUCAUAAUCUCUUGUUCGUCACUACUGAGCAUGGCACACACGUUGCAAACACUUUAUUUUAAGGUAUAUGUUAUCAUUGUUAUGUGAUGAUUAUAUUGAACC